AUGGCCAAGCCUAAGACUGAGACCAUGACUACGACCGCUGCUCAGGAUAUCAUCCAGUCUAUCACCCUAGUCAACCGCGAAAGCGAGUCCGGCGACUACGCCCCGGCACUCCACCCCUGGUCCUCAUCAAUACCAGCCGUUGGCCACUGUGCCCAUGGAAUCCGCGCUGACCGCGACGGAAGGCUCUCCCAUCUAUGGGGAUCCGUUAUGGGGCUAGGAACAGUGCUGGACCGGUUCGUCGUUGUGCAGCCGGACGAGAAGGAGAUCUUUAUUUUUGCUGAUAAUCCAGCUCCGUAG
Molecule: messenger RNA, 297 nt
Organism: Aspergillus puulaauensis
Lineage: Eukaryota; Fungi; Ascomycota; Eurotiomycetes; Eurotiales; Aspergillaceae
Exons: 1
Coding region: 1-297 (98 amino acids)
Source: RefSeq, a predicted model, not a curated record